Messenger RNA from Hippopotamus amphibius kiboko, 1335 nucleotides. Its product is annotated as skin secretory protein xP2-like. The record is from RefSeq and is a predicted model, not a curated record. NCBI's taxonomy places the organism in Eukaryota, Metazoa, Chordata, Mammalia, Artiodactyla, Hippopotamidae. Gene Ontology annotation, biological process: maintenance of gastrointestinal epithelium.
AUGGAGCCCAAGGUGUUCUGCGUCCUGGUCAUGGUCUUUGCACUGGCCCUCAGCAGCGUGGCGUGGGGCGAGACAGAGACGUGUCAGGUGGAACCCCAUGAAAGAAAAAAUUGUGGUCACCCCGGUAUCACGCCUACGGAGUGCAAAAAUAAAGGCUGCUGCUUUGAUAGAAAGGUCCCUGAAGUCCCAUGGUGCUUCCACCCUGUGGCCGUUGAAGGAGGCAAUAGGAAGGGAACCAAUCGGACCUGCCUGGACCUGAGCAGACGCCCCAUCCAAGCAGGCAGUGCUGGGCUGAAAGCGCCCCCCACGCCCGGGGAAGUCAGCCCUGCUCCAGGGAGCUCAGCUCAGCCAGCCGUGCCCCCGGACGCCUCCUCCCAGGUGGGACCCCUGAGUGUCCAGUGCCGCACGCGCACGUGGCCCGCCUUCCACGUCGGCAUCCUGGCACGCCCUGGCUCCCUGCCUGGGGCAGGGGGAGGCCUGGCUGAGCUCAGGGAGCCCGACGCCCUGCUCUGUCACCGCUUGGCCCCCAGCCAAGCUAUCUCAGCUCCUUUUCCUGACAAAGGCUCCAAAGCCUUGGUGCCACGGGGUGAGAGGAGGUUAUCUUGCUUGCUGAGCAAACAGAGAGACGCUUAUAAAACACCCCUGGCAGCGGGGAGGGUGCACUCUUCUGGCAGCCCUGGGGAUGCAGCUGAGCGUGGCCAUGGGACCCCGCGGCGCCCGACUCCUGGCGGCGCUUCUCCUGCUGGCGCUGUGUGCCUGGCGGAGGCCGAGAAACCCGAGCCCUGCCAGUGCUCGCGCUUGAGCCUUAAGAACAGGGUGAACUGCGGCUACCCGGGCAUCACCAGCAACGACUGCUUCAACUCCAGCUGCUGCUUCGACUCCAGCAUCCCCAGGGUCCCCUGGUGCUUCAAGCCCCUCCCCAAGCAAGAGUCAGAGGCGUGCGUCAUGGAGGUCUCAGACCGCAAGGACUGCGGCUACCCCGGCAUCAGCUCCGAGGAGUGCGCCUCUAGAAGCUGCUGUUUCUCUGACACCAUCCCCCAAGUGCCCUGGUGCUUUUACCCGAUCCCUGUGGAAGGGGCCAGCGUCCCUGUUGGCAUCCCUCUUACUCCCUUCUACCUAAAGAAAGAGUGGGAGAGGCCACAGCCCAAUCUGACCUGCAUGGUGACCCCCAUGGUGACCUCCACAGGGCACCAUGGAAUCAGGGGUGCAGGUCCUUCUGUGGCCCUAGAGAAUGCCAUGGUCCCAGAGGGCAGCUGUCCCCACCGCAGGCCGCCCCAGCUGCCGGGCCUCCUGGGAACACCCUGGGAGGCGGCCCGGCCAGCAGCAUUCCCGUGA